UAAUUUGUUGAUUCGGAUGAAUAUAGUUUUUCUUUUGAAAUCUUUAUCCAAAAUAAAAUGCUUCUCAAAAUUCGAUUAAAAGGGCAAAUAAAUGCCCAAUCAGAUAGCCGGUUAAUGUAUACAUCCUAUACAUCAUAAACGGCUCUGAACCCUGAAGCCAAACGAGAAGCGGGUAAAAAACUAUUUUCUCACACAUCCAAACGCGGAUCUCAAGCGUCGUUUAAAAUGAAAUUCCACAAACUUCUUGCUCCCAAUUCCCGCGCUUAUAAAUCUCAGGUCCUUUGUUAAUUCACUGCCAUUUCAAAUCAAAAUCUCUCUCUUUUUUUCUUUCGCACGUGAAAAAAAAAAACAGAAAUACUCUGCUGCAACGAAGAUGAUCGCUACUCUAAAAGCUGAAGAAGCGAGCCAGUUACAGCUGGUGGAGCGAGAAGAUAUCGACGACGAAGAGGAUUUGUUUGAAGCCAUCGACAAAUUGAUAUCUGCAGGAAUCAAUGCCGGAGACGUGAAGAAGCUUCAAGAUGCAGGGAUCUACACCUGUAAUGGCUUGAUGAUGCACACUAAGAAGCAAUUGACUGGAAUCAAAGGUUUAUCUGAAGCUAAGGUUGACAAGAUCUGUGAAGCAGCAGAGAAGAUAGUGAAUGUUGGUUAUAUCACUGGAAGUGAUGCUUUAAUAAGAAGAAAAUCUGUGAUUCGCAUAACAACUGGAAGCCAAGCCCUUGAUGAACUCUUAGGCGGUGGCAUAGAAACUCUGGCUAUCACAGAAGCUUUUGGAGAAUUCAGGUCGGGCAAAACACAGCUGGCACAUACUCUAUGCGUUUCUACACAGCUUCCUACAAACAUGCGAGGUGGGAAUGGGAAAGUGGCUUACAUUGAUACUGAAGGAACUUUUCGGCCUGAUCGAAUUAUACCCAUAGCCGAAAGAUUUGGGAUGGACCCAGGAGCUGUUCUUGACAAUAUCGUUUAUGCUCGUGCAUACACAUAUGAGCAUCAGUACAAUCUACUUCUUGGUUUGGCUGCAAAAAUGUCUGAAGAACCAUUCAGACUUCUGAUUGUGGAUUCUGUUAUUGCUCUAUUUCGAGUAGAUUUCACAGGGCGAGGAGAACUUGCAGAGCGCCAGCAAAAAUUGGCUCAGAUGCUCUCCCGAUUGACAAAAAUAGCUGAAGAAUUCAAUGUUGCAGUCUACAUGACCAACCAAGUUAUUGCCGACCCUAGUGGCGGAGUGUUUAUAUCAGAUCCAAAGAAACCUGCCGGAGGACACGUACUUGCUCAUGCGGCCACGAUAAGGUUGAUGUUCAGGAAAGGCAAAGGUGAACAACGCGUGUGCAAGGUGUUUGAUGCCCCAAACCUGCCUGAAACUGAAGCAGUCUUUCAGAUAACACCCGGGGGCAUUGCAGAUGCAAAGGACUGACUCGGAGGUGAGAAACCAAGAUUGGCAGCUACACCAGACCGGCCGAAGUAAUAUACCAACAUUUUCUAACCAUCGAACAACAUGUUUUGUUUAAUUGACAGCUUAUAGUCAUUCCUCUUAGCACGCAAGUUGCAGGUAAAGGAUUUGCCUUCCCUUUCUAUAAUCCAAGUCUUUUAUAUGGGUUGACAACGUAUAAGAAUAUCUAGCAACAUUUCCUUUA
Durio zibethinus is the source of this 1628-nucleotide messenger RNA. RefSeq names its product meiotic recombination protein DMC1 homolog. Gene Ontology annotation, molecular function: ATP-dependent DNA damage sensor activity; single-stranded DNA binding; ATP binding. The record is from RefSeq and is a predicted model, not a curated record. Gene Ontology annotation, cellular component: condensed nuclear chromosome; nucleus. NCBI's taxonomy places the organism in Eukaryota, Viridiplantae, Streptophyta, Magnoliopsida, Malvales, Malvaceae. Gene Ontology annotation, biological process: DNA recombinase assembly; reciprocal meiotic recombination; mitotic recombination.